Messenger RNA from Lagopus leucura (white-tailed ptarmigan), 7665 nucleotides. It is a transcript of the gene APC2, whose product is annotated as APC regulator of WNT signaling pathway 2. The record is from RefSeq and is a predicted model, not a curated record. Gene Ontology annotation, molecular function: beta-catenin binding; microtubule binding; gamma-catenin binding. Gene Ontology annotation, biological process: positive regulation of protein catabolic process; pattern specification process; negative regulation of microtubule depolymerization. NCBI's taxonomy places the organism in Eukaryota, Metazoa, Chordata, Aves, Galliformes, Phasianidae. Gene Ontology annotation, cellular component: catenin complex; cytoplasmic microtubule; beta-catenin destruction complex.
AUGUCUGGAGCAGCCUCAUACGAGCAGUUGGUGCGGCAGGUGGAGGCGCUGCGCAGGGAGAACAGCCACCUCCGGCGUGAGCUGCAGGACAACUCCCAGCACCUCUCCAAGCUGGAGAAUGAGACUUCGGACAUGAAGGAAGUGCUGAAGCACCUGCAGGGGAAGCUGGAGCAGGAGGCACGGGUGAUGGUGUCCUCGGGGCAGACGGAGGUGCUGGAGCAGCUGAAAGCUCUGCAGAUGGAUGUGAGCAGCCUCUACAGCCUCAAGUUCCCAGAGGUUGCAGUGGGGGCCGGGGAGGACAGCGCGCAGCACGGCGCACUCCAUGGGGACGGCACUGGGGACGUCGGCAGGGCCACCCUGAGGCUGCUGGAGGAGCUGGACAGGGAGAGGUGUUUCUUGCUGGGGGAGAUCGAGAAGGAGGAGAAGGAGAAGGUGUGGUACUACGCACAGCUGCAGAGCCUCUCCAAGCGCCUGGAGGAGCUGCCCCACGUGGAGACGUUCUCCAUGCAGAUGGACCUCAUCCGGCAGCAGCUGCAGUUCGAGGCGCAGCACAUCCGAGCGCUGAUGGAGGAACGCUUCGGGACGGCGGAUGAGAUGGUGCAGCGGGCACAGAUCCGGGCAUCCCGGCUGGAGCAGAUCGACAAGGAGCUGAUGGAGGCUCAGGACAAAGUGCAGCCACCGGAGCCUCAGCUCUGCACAAAGCUGCCGGGCACAGAGGAGGACAGCAGUGCAGACGUCCCGACGCACCCAGAGGACGGGGGCAGCAGCAAGGUGGAGGUGGUCUUCUGGCUGCUGUCCAUGCUGGCCACGAGGGACAAGGACGACAUGUCGCGCACACUGCUGGCCAUGUCCAGCUCACAGGAGAGCUGCCUGGCCAUGCGCAAGUCGGGCUGCCUGCCGCUGCUCAUCCAGAUCCUGCAUGACUCCGACCGUGAGCCCGGCCCCCCCGAGAGCCCCACCGGUGCCAAGGAUGCCCGCAUGCGCGCCAACGCCGCGCUGCACAACAUCGUCUUCUCGCAGCCUGAUGAGGGGCAGGCCAAGAAGGAGAUGCGGGUGCUGCACGUGCUGGAGCAGAUCCGCUCCUACUCAGAGACCUGCUGGGAUUGGCUGCAGAUGCAGAGCAGGGAUGGGGGCAAAGGGCCCGAGGGCAGCACUGCACCGGUGCCCAUCGAGCCCCAGAUCUGCCAGGCCACCUGUGCCAUCAUGAAGCUCUCCUUCGAUGAGGAGUACCGGCGUGCCAUGAACGAGCUGGGUGGGCUGCAGGCGGUGGCUGAGCUGCUGCAGGUGGACUACGAGAUGCACAAGAUGACGAGCGAUCCCCUGAACCUGGCGCUGCGGCGCUACGCAGGGAUGGCCCUCACCAACCUCACCUUUGGGGACGUGGUCAACAAGGCAACGCUGUGCUCACGCCGGGGCUGCAUGGAAGCCAUCGUGGCCCAGCUGGGUUCCGACAGCGAGGAGCUGCACCAGGUGGUCUCGAGCAUCCUGAGGAACCUCUCCUGGAGAGCCGACAUCAACAGCAAGAAGGUGCUGCGGGAGGUGGGCAGCGUGGCGGGGCUGACACAGUGCGCGCUGCACGCGGCCAAGGAGUCCACACUGAAGAGUGUCCUGAGCGCGCUGUGGAACCUGUCGGCGCACAGCACAGAGAACAAAGCCGCCAUCUGCGGUGUGGAGGGGGCCCUGGGCUUCCUGGUCAGCACCCUCACCUACAAGUGCCAGAGCAACUCGCUGGCCAUCAUCGAGAGCGGCGGCGGCAUCCUGCGCAACGUCUCCAGCCUCAUUGCCACGCGCGAGGACUACAGGCAGGUGCUCCGGGACCACAACUGCCUGCAGACGCUGCUGCAGCACCUGCGCUCGCACAGCCUCACCAUCGUCAGCAAUGCCUGCGGCACGCUUUGGAACCUGUCUGCCCGCAGCCCCCGCGACCAGGAGCUGCUCUGGGACCUGGGGGCGGUCAGCAUGCUGCGCAACCUCAUCCACUCCAAGCACAAGAUGAUCGCCAUGGGCAGCGCGGCCGCGCUCCGCAACCUGCUCACCAACCGGCCCCCCAAGUACAAGGACACAGCCGUGGUCUCGCCGGGCUCCUGCAUGCCAUCUCUGUACAUGCGCAAGCAGAAGGCGCUGGAGGCCGAGCUGGAUGCCAAACACCUGGCUGAGACCUUUGACACCAUGGAGAAGCAGAGCUUGAAGAGCCAGAGCGCCAAGAAGCCGCUGCGGCACAUGGAGAGCCUGGUGAAGGAUUACGCCUCCGACUCGGGCUGCUUCGAUGACGAUGAGGUGCCCAACAUCUCCACUGGUGUGGAGACAGCCAGCGCCUCCGUCCUCUCCAUGUUCCUGGGCUCCUCCUUCCUGCAGGGCCAGGCGCUGCCGCGGGCUCUGGCGCACAGACGGUGCCCAGAACCGGAGAAGGACGAUGGUGGGAAGCUGGCGGAGCCCAAGAAGCCGCCGCUGCCGGAGGACGACGUCUCUUUGGCCGCCGAGAAGCUGGCCAACAAGAUCUCCAGCACGGUGGCCAAGAUCGACAAGCUGGUGGAGGACAUCUCCACCAUGCACACGUCCUCGGAUGACAGCUUCAGCCUCAGCUCAGAGGACCACGGCCUGGACUGGCAGUACGGCCCCGAGGAGCCGCCCGAGGUGCGCGCCCACUCCUGCUCCCCGUGCCGUCUCUCGGACACCGGAGGCUCUGCCAGGCGUGAGGGACUGAGCCGGGCGCGGGCGCUGCUGCGGCUGAAGACAGCGUACACCAGCCUGUCCACAGACAGCCUCAACAGCGGCAGCACCAGCGACGGCUAUUGCCCCAAGGAGCACAUGAAGCCCUGCACCAGGGCCCCCUUUCUUGACUACAGGGAUGAGCUGCAACGCUACCAGAAGCGGCCCAGCAGGCUGGAUCUCAAGAGCAUCCUGGGCACCAAGCCUGACCCCCCUGUGCUCAGGGCCGAGCCGGAUAAGCCAGAGCAGAGGGAGGCGCCAGAGCGGGGCAGGAAGGCGGUGACCUUCCCCAGUCCCAAAGCGCUGGAGACCGGCAGGAAGAAGGAGAUGGGCGGCAAGCUGCCCGCCGACCCACAGGUGCACACCAUCAAGCUCUCGCCCUCGUACCAGCACGUGCCCUUGCUCGGGAGCCUGGCCAAGAGCAGCACAGCCAUCAGCCACCACACCUCGCUGCUGGGAAGGAAGCAAGCCUGGCUGCCCCCGGCCCUCCUGCAAACAGCCGACACCCUCAGCAAGAUCCCUGAGAAGCUGCCAGCCCAGCCCCUGGCCCCGGCCGAGCAGGAGUCGGUGCAGAAGUACUCGGUGGAGGACACCCCCAUCUGCUUCUCCCGCUGCAGCUCCCUCUCCUCCCUCUCCUCAGCCGACAAUGUGCUGGAUGGGCAGAGCCACAGCGAGAAUGACCUGGACAGUGACUCCUCACUGGAGAUCCUGGAGAUGGAUGAAGGGGAUGGGGAAGCUGAGGACGCGAGGCAGGAGAAGGAGAAGGCGGAGAUGGGUCCGACAACACCGGUGGGGAUCUCCCAGCCCAUCACCAUCCCCUUCCCCAAACGUGACAAGCUCUUCCUGAGGGAUGCAUCCCCCUCCCGCCAGGAGGACCACACUCCCUCCAGCUCCUCAGAGAACUACAUCCAGGAGACGCCGUUGGUGAUGAGCCGCUGCAGCUCCGUCAGCUCUCUGGGCAGCUUCGAGAGCCCAUCCAUCGCCAGCUCCAUCCAGAGCGACCCAUGCAGUGAGAUGAUCAGCGGCACCGUCAGCCCCAGCGAGCUGCCCGACAGCCCGGGGCAGACGAUGCCACCCAGCCGCAGCAAGACGCCGCUCUUCGAGCUGGGCUGCCCACCCGAGAAGGAGACCAGCCAGUUCAACAUCCAGUGGGAGAACAACGUCAAGAAGUUCAUGGAGAUCACCGACUUCAAGGAGCGCUUCCAGCUGCCCCAGGACCUGGACUCCAUGGUUUAUUUCACAGUGGAGAAACCCAAUGAGAAUUUCUCGUGCGCCUCCAGCCUGAGCGCCCUGCCGCUGCACGAGCACUACGUGCAGAAGGACGUGGAGCUGAAGCUGAUGCCCACCUUCCCCGAGAAGAACAGCCUGAAUUUUGCAGUGCACGAGGAGCGGGAGGAGCAGGAGGAGCAGCUCCUGGAGGGCCAACGCCGGGCAGAGCCCAGCUCUGACGAUGACAUUGAGAUCCUAAAGGAGUGCAUCAGCUCCGCCAUGCCCUCGCGCUUCUGCAAGGUGAAGAGCUCGCUGCUCUCCGGGCAGGUCCUGCACCCGCACACCAAGAAGCCCCUCCACGUCCCCGUCUACAUGCUGGUGCCCACACACACUGCUGUCCCCAAGCACCUCCGUGCCACCGCCCGGGAGCUCUACAAGGAUGAUGACUCCUGCACCGAUUCGGCUGAUGGGACCCCCGUCAACUUCUCCAGCACAGCCUCGUUGAGUGAUGAGACCCUGCGUGGCCCCAAGGAGGAGGCCGAACCCCCCCACGGUGCGGGAAGGAGACGGGAAAUGGGCACGGCGGCAUCGCCGGCACGGAGAUCUGCUCUGGGCAGCUCAGCGCACACGCGGCCCAGCUCAGCCUGCAGGGGCAGGGCGGGCUCCAGCCGGGACAGCCCCGUGCCGCCGGGCAGAGGCGCGGAGGGGAAGCGGGGACAACCCGUGCUCGGCACGGAGCCAGAGGUGGGGAGGAGCGGCAGCCCUGGGUCGCGGCCGUGCAGCCUGCCCGGGAGGAAGGACGGUAUGCGGGAGGAAGGGGCGGCCUUCCAGUCCCUGUGCCACACCACGCCGACCGAAGAAGCCGUCUACUGCUUCUAUGAGCACGACUCGGAUGAGCCCGGGCUGGGCAAGGAGGUGCCCGGCGGUGGAGCGCAGCCUGGCCGGGCGCCGCGGAGGGAGCGCUGCGGGGGCUCCGUGCCCAGGAGGGAGCCUGAGACGAAGGGCAAAGCGAAGAGCAAGCUGCAGCACAACCUGAUUGCCGAUGAGACACCGCCGUGCUACUCGCUGAGCUCCUCCAUGAGCUCCCUGAGCGACGGCAACCCCGGCGAGGGUGAGGAGUGUGGUUCAGCCCCCCGGCAGCGCGCAGCGGUGGGGCAGACGCAGGGCCGCUCCCCCAGCCCCAACUCGGAGGACGACCUCCUGCAGAAGUGCAUCGGCUCUGCCAUGCCCAAGCGCCGGCGGCCCUCGACGAGGCGGAGGACGGCGGAGAGGAAGCAGAAGCCGAAGGGCGGCGCUGGGAGGGAGCGCCCGGCAGAGGGCAGGCAUCGCUCCGAGGAUUUGGGCUCCGACGGCGGCUCCGACCUGGACAGCGUGGAGUGGGAGGCCAUCCAGGAGGGAGCCAACUCCAUCGUCACCUGGCUGCACCAGGCUGCGGCGUCGCUGUCACGGGAGCCUUCCUCCGAGUCUGACUCCAUCCUCUCCUUCGUCUCAGGGCUCUCAGUCGGCUCCACUCUGCAGCUCUCCCUGGACAGGGCUGAGAAGAAACGCUCUGGAAGUGCGGCCGGGCGGGAGGCGGAGAGGAGGGAGCGUGCCAAGAGCCGCCCGGAGGCGAAGAAGGCGCCGAGCGCCCGUCCUGCUGGCAAUGCGAGGGCAGAGAGGAGCCCAGCACCGAGCAAACCCGUGCCCAACCUGCCGGUGGUUUUCCGCGGCAGGACCGUCAUCUACAUGCCCAACUUGGCCAAGGACGCGCCCAGCCCGCGCUCCACCCCAAAGAAAUCCCCCAUGGCCAAACCCCCGGCGCCCAAGAAUCUGUCUCUGAGCCAGCAGCGUUCCCGCAGCCUGCACCGCCUGGGGAAGCCGCCCGAGGGGGGGGACCUGGCUCUGCCCAAACGCAGCACCACGCCUCCUGCCCGCAUCGCCAAAGGGCCGCCGUCCUCGGGCUCGUCCCGCACCUCCACGCCCUCGCAGCACGUGCCCAAGAAGCUGCCGUCGCCCUCGCAGCUCUCCAAGCAGAGCCCCGUGCAGACGGGCAAGACGACCGGCCCCCCCUCCCCGCCCGGCCCCUCGGCCAAGCCCACGGCCCCCAGAUCCCCGGCCCCCCGGCAGCACAAGACGCAGAAGUCACCCGUCCGCAUCCCCUUCAUGCAGAAGCCCAGCAGGAAGGUGCUGCCGGUGCGCUCUGCCAUGCCGGUGCUGGAGGAGCAGGAGGGCAGCGGCAAGGCGAAGGGCGGCACGCCGGGGGGGGCGGGGAGCAGCCGGCUCAACCUGGUGCGGAUGUCAUCCACUCGCUCCAGCGGCAGCGACUCGGACCGCUCGGGUUUCCUGCGGCAGCUCACCUUCAUCAAGGAGUCCUCCAGCCUGCUGCUGCGGCACCGCGCCGAGCUCGGCCCGGCCACCCAGGCCACCUCACUGCCCCGCGGCGCGUCCCCGCAGCGCAGCCGGGCCGCCCUCCCCACCGUCUUCCUCUGCUCGUCCCGCUGCGAGGAGCUGAAGGCGGCCAAACCAGCAGCGCCCGCGCCGCGUCCGCUCGUCCCCAGGGCGCAGCCCGGCUGCAAAGCCCCCGCCGCAUCCAAGCCCCCGCGCAGGACGAGCUCCGAGAGCCCCUCCCGGCUGCCGGUGAAGACGGCCGUCCCAGAGCCGUUCAAGCGGUAUUCCUCAUCGCCCAACAUCAGCGUGCCGCGCCGCACCGGCAGCCCGUCCUCCGUCCUCUCCGCUUGUUCCGAGGCGUCGGCGCGGCGGCGGAAACCCGGCGAGGCGACGGAGGAGAAACCGCCGAUGGCGAUGAUGAAAGGCACGUGGCGACGCAUCCGCGAUGAGGACAUCCCGCACAUCCUGCAGAGCACGCUGCCCUCCACCGCGCUGCCGCUGCUCAGCGCCGCCGAGGAGCCGCUCCCCGGCCCCAGGAAGACCAGCGACGCCGUGGUGCAGACCGAGGACUUCGCCACCACCAAGACCAACUCCAGCACCUCGCCCACGAUGGAGAGCCCCCGGCACGAUGGCGAAGCCACGGCGCCCACCAAGGCCGCUCUGCCCAUCUCCUUCGGGCACGAGGCGCCCGCCGGGACCUUCCCCGCCAGCCGGCACAGCUCCCCGAGCCGCGCCGCCCGCGUCACCCCCUUCAAUUACGUCCCCAGCCCCAUGGCGGUGCCGGCAGUGGCUGACAAAGCAGUGGAGAAAAUCCAGGCGUGAGCGGCUGCCACGGACGGACCCCGACGGACCCCUCCUGCCCGCGGGGAUGGAGACGUGGGACGGCCGGGACCCCUCCCCAGCCCAGACGGGGUUUAUUCCAAUGCAGCUCCAAAGGUUCCCGUGCUGAAGACCAGGCGAAGCCCCGUGGGUGGGGACCGAUCCCUGCAGCCGAGCGCUUCUCAGUGCCGAUGGGAGUCCCCGGGGCACUGCGGCCCUAGGGGGAGCCCUCGGGAUCGUGUCCCCACAACCCAGAAACACAACAAGCAAAGCCUUAACGCCAGGCUCGCGCCGCACGCUUCAGCUCGCGCACCGGCACGGCACCGCCAGGCAUCGCAGAGCCUUUAUUGCGGGGACGGGGUCACCUCAUCUCGGGGAUACAGAGCCAGAGCGAAGCAGGGAGGGACCCCAAAUGGCGAGGCGCGGGGCCAGGCUGGGUCCCAUUUGUGCUGCUCCUACUGAGGGUGCUUGGCUGAGUGCGGUGCUUAUCAGGGCUGGGUGCUCGUCGGGGUCCCGGCUGCUUUGUCACUGAGCUGCUGACUGCCCUGGGGAGGACACGGA